This is a messenger RNA of Aspergillus niger, 1257 nucleotides long. RefSeq lists its product as uncharacterized. Gene Ontology annotation, biological process: biosynthetic process; amino acid metabolic process. The transcript is spliced from 7 exons. The record is from RefSeq and is a predicted model, not a curated record. The annotation marks the transcript as partial. Gene Ontology annotation, molecular function: pyridoxal phosphate binding; transaminase activity. Lineage: Eukaryota; Fungi; Ascomycota; Eurotiomycetes; Eurotiales; Aspergillaceae.
AUGGAGAUCACUUCAGCAAGAGGUAGGGCGUUCGCAGCCCUGAAACCGGCCUUCCUGGAUGUUUUGGGGGACCUGUGGGAUGCGCAGUCCAAUCCCGAUGGUAUUGUGAACCUGGGUCUGGCCGAAAAAACCCUCAUGCAUGCGGAGAUGAUGGAAUUUGUCAACAGCAAUGUCCAAUAUGACGCACAUGUAUUAACAUACGGGGACGGGUUUAGUGGCUCGCAUCGGCUUAAAAAUGCCAUCUGCCAGUUCUUGAACCGUUAUUUCAACCCCCGGACUGCACUAUAUCCGUGUGACAUUGCUGUCACAUCAGGUGUUAGCAACGCACUCGAGUGCUGUGCUUGGGCUCUAGCUGAUGCUGGGGACUACAUUCUCGUUGGACGCCCAUACUUCAACGCUUUUAAGACUAUAUUUGGAACGCGACCACAAAUCGAACUACUUGAGGUCGCCUUUGGUACAACCGACCCAUUCAGCAUCGACGCUAUCAACGAGUAUGAGCGAGCUUAUGCAGAAGCCAAAAGGAAAGGCCUCCGAGUCAAGGCUUUACUGCUGUGCUCGCCACAUAAUCCUCUUGGACGCUGCUACUCCGACGAUGUAUUAAAAGAAUAUAUGAAGUUCUGUUCCAGAAACAGACUCCAUUUGAUCAGCGACGAAAUAUAUGCGCUUUCCGUCUGGGAGAAUCCGCGCCUUCCUGAUGAACCCCGUUUCAAGUCGAUAUUAUCGUUCAACAUAGAGGAUUUCAUAAGUUCAGAAAUGGUGCAUGUUGUUUGGGGUUUAAGCAAAGAUUUUGGUUCAACCGGUUUACGAAUCGGAUGCCUAAUCAGCAAACGCAACAGGAUGCUCCUUGAUGCCGUAGAAGGCAUAUCUCUCUAUAAUUUCCCGUCCAGUGUUGCAGAUCGAAUUGCCUCAUUGUUGCUAUCAGAUGACACGUUGUUGAAGCAAUACAUCUCGACUAACCGGCGUCGGUUAUCAGAGAGCUAUCAAUUUGCAACGAAAUUUCUUCAGGCCCAUAAAGUUCCCUACGUGGAGUGCAAUGCUGCCUUUUUCAUAUGGCUGAAUUUAGGGGCUGUUAAGAAAAGCUGAACAGCCACUGAUCAGGAAAUGCUUGCGAGACUUAGACAAGAAAAGGUAUACGUCGCACCGGGGACUAUUUAUGCUGCAGAAGAAGCGGGAUGGUUUCGCAUGGUGUUUGCGCAUCCUCCUCACGUCUUAGAGGAAGGGCUAAAUAGGAUGAUUCGCGCUGUCCGGCUAGAUUAA